GGAGGGGCGGCUGCAGCGGCCCUCAUGGCCUGGCCUGCAAGGUCCUGUCGGUCAGCAGAGCACUGGGCCCAACCCAAACCCACAGUCAGGUGGGGGAACUGGGGUGCACCUCCCCAGGGACAGGGUCACACAGCACCUGGCCACAUUUAAAGCCCUCGGGGGUCAAUCUGACAGUCUCUCUCCCUCUACCCACUGCCCAGCUGAGGCCAGGCUGAGGAACCUGGACCCCCUGCAGCUGUGUGGGUGGCGGUGGGGAGGGCCGGCAGCAGCCCCUCCGUGGCCUGCCCUGGAAUGGUGCAGAUACUGAGGGCAGGAAGCUGCAGGCAGCGUGGGGCAGAUGUGUCCAGGAAACGAGGGGACCGUCCACCCCAUUGGCUGCCAUUUUGCCUCUUCUCCUCAGAAGGAAACACAAGGUGCACCCUCGACUCCUGGCAGGACUGGGAGAGCGUCCACAGGGAGGGGGACGGAGCCUGCCCACACCCCUCUUGUAGUUGUGUGAAUGAUUGAUCUGUGCCUAAGACAGAGCUGUGACAGACGGCAGGGUUCCACUGGCUGACCUGCCUGCUGGCCUCCUGGGGCCCGCCACCCCGUCUCCCGGGCAAGCUUCCUGCCUCUGGGUGGCUGCGGACAAGGGGGCCGUGCCCUCCUGGGCUCCCAGGGCUUGGGGCCAGAGCCUCGUCCGGCAGCAACUAACCCUCUUUCCUUUCUCUGCAGCCAGGAAAGCCCUGCUCCUCAGGAGGCUGUGUGUCGACCACACCAAGGAGCCCCAGCUCCCCAGGCUUCCCUCAGGACCAUGAGAGCAGGCUCCCCCAGGGACCCCCCGGGGGUGAGGAUGGCCACCCGGCCCACGCCCCGUGGCCCCCCUCGGACCACGGCAUCCUCCUAGCGCCCGGGACGGCGGGGCCAUGCCGGGGGAGCGGCCCCGAGGAGCGCCGCCCCCCACCAUGACGGGAGACCUGCAGCCCGGCCUUGCCGUCGGUGGCCUGGGGCGUCCCCCGCAGCCCCUCAUCACCCCGGGGAGCAGGACCACCCACGGCCCAAGCGAGGCAGGCGGCCGGGCCCAGGCCCAGGAGCUCCCCGAGGCCCGGCCCAGGCCAGCCAAGGAGGUGGAGCCCAAGGCCCUGCUCCUGAGGACCCAGGCCGCCCCCCGGCGGAGUCACCCCCAGGCUCACAGGUGGGUGGUGGGCAGGGCAGACGGCAGCCCCCCAGAGCUCUACUGUCUGAGCGUCACCAGCGCCAGGGCCAAGCCCACCCCAGAUGAGACCCCUGAGGGCCCACAGCGCGAGGCCCCUCGGGGCCCAGAAGCAGAAGGCCCCGGGGACCCAGGGGCUGGAGCCCACCCCAGGCCCAGCCUCCCGAGGGCUGAGGCCCCCCCUGCCCCCCAAGAGCACAACUCCCCAAGGUGCUUCCAGGAGACCCCCUCCGGCUUUACCUCCACCGACUAUACCUCACCAAAGGCCACCCCGGGGCCCCUGCCCCUGCGGGCCCCCCAGGGCAGCGGCCCCCGCCCUCAGGGGCCAGCCCCCCACCCCGAGCUCCCGGCCAGCGGGGCCGAUGCCUGGCCCCGAGCUGCCGCAGACCACUUCCCAGGUGCUGACUUCAGCGUCCCUCCCCAGGAGCCAGAGCCUCUUCCUGGAGGCAGCAGGCCUGGCGGCCCCCAGGGGGGCUCCUUCCAGUUCCCCUUCCCAUCCCAGACCCCGCCCGGGGCCGGCGCCAAGCCCUUCCCCACGGACACGGCCAGUCACCAGUGUGCUGACCGGGGGCUGCUGUUCGCCUUCCGCCAGCCCUCGGGCCCCUGGCAGGAGGCCGGCGUGGGCACGGCUGCCUACCCACUGCCUGCCCAGCCUGCCCUCUGCACUCUCCCCUGCUACCCCAGCCAGCCUGGUGGCCCCGAUGACCCCAGAGACCCUGGGGGUGCCCGCCCCGUAACUGGUGCUACUCACCUGGCCCCCAGCCCCCUCCCCGACACUUUGCACAAGAGCCUGAGCAGAGUCCUUCCUGACGGAGCCCCCUUAGCCCGUGAUGGGAUGGCGAGCCCCAGGGCACUCCCGGACCCUCUGUCCCGGCGGCCCUUUCCAGGGCAGGCCCAGGGAGCCAAUGGGGUGGGAGCCAGCCCAGAGCCUGUGGACAGUGAGCUGACCGCUCCAGGGCCUCCGCCCACAGGACUGCCCCACCUGUGGGACCCCACAGCGGCCCCUUACCCGACACGGGCCCUGGGCCUCGCAGACACCGCCAGGGCCACAUUCCUUGAGGGCCACUCUGGCCCAGGCCAGGGGCUGUGCCUCCCGCAGAGCUCGCCUGUGCCCUGGCCCCAAGUGCUCCCACCCCCUGGGCCCAGCCCCCACCCAAUGGAGAUACUGAGCCAGCUGCCGUGCCCCCGGGGCACCCCCGAGUGGCAGGGGGACGGUCAGGCAGGCCUGAGUGCUGCCUGCCAAACAGCCAGGACCGGGGAGGCCCUGGCGGGGGUGAGAGGCAGCGCUGGACAGCCAGGCAGCUCCCCCGGGCUGCUCCCCUACCGCGGGCUAGGUGACCCUGGGCCCCAGCCCCUGCUUUUCGGGGGAGCCCAGGCCCAGGCAUCACCCCGAGGGGCCUCUCUGGAGCCGGCCAAGGCCUUCCCUUUCCCCACCGACAGGCUGGGCGCCGAGGGCCCCGGGGCCGGCAGGGGGCUGCUGCAGGGCUUCCCCCGGGAGCCGCCCCCCUACCCCGGCCAACACUUCUCCCUGAGCAGUGCCAGCCUGGACCAGCUGGACGUGCUGCUGACGUGCAGGCAGUGUGACCGCAACUACGGCAGCCUGGCAGGCUUCCUGGCCCACAGGCACUUCUGCAGGCCGGCCAGGGCCGGGGACGGCUCCCAGCAGCCCCCGGGGCACCCCGCACCCACCACCACCCCCCAGGCUCCCGCCCACAUGCACACAGGCCCACUCAGCCAUGGCCAGACUGUCCCCUUCCUGAUAGCCAGGGAUGAUCCCCUGAGGACAAGCUACCUGCCCAGCCUAGCCACCCCCUUCCCACUCCCUGCCUCAGACCUGGACCUGGAGGACGAGGCCAAACUGGACAGCCUCAUCACCGAGGCUCUCAACGGCCUGGAGGGCCAGUCGGACAACCCCGAGAUAGACAGCAGCUUCAUCGAUGUCUUCGCCGACGAGGAGCCUUCUGGCCCCAGAGGACCCGGACCUGGGCCACCUACCAACAACGGGUCAGGGGCGACCCCAGAGCACAGUGCCGAGGACUUGCUCCCCGCCAAAGCUGACCCACCAGAGUCCCGAGCCCCCUGCCCUGGGGACAGAAGCUGCCCACCCGGAAAUCGGCCCAAAACCCGCUCUCUGGGCCUGGUGCCCACGGAGGCAGAUGCCAUCAGCCUGGUCAAGCCGCAGAGGAGGGGGAAGCGGUUCAAGCUGCUUCGUAAAGAACUGGACAUAGCCAGUGGCCCCAAGGGACCCUGCCUGAGGCCCAGGAGGAGAGGCCACAGCACUGAGCGGCCCCCGCCCCGCACCCGGGACCUCAGAACUCCGGCCCGGGGCCACACAGAUCCAGACAGCCGGGCCCCGGGAGCCACCUCCCUCACUGCAGAGACCAGGAGCUCCAGGCGCCUGCGGCUGCCCGCUAAGAAAGACCCCCGGAAAAGGAGGGCCCGGGGUGGCACCUGGAGCAAGGAGCUCAUCCACAAGAUGGUGCAGCAGAAGAGCCAGCUCCCCAGGCGGCAGGCACCGCGAGGUGCGCCCGGCCCCCCUCGGACCCAGAGGGCCCUGCCCCGUGCCCAGGACAGCAGGCUCAGGGAGUGCGAUUCUGAGUCCGAGGAGGAGUGUCCCCGUCAACGUGGUGCUAGCUCCCGGGGCCGUUCCUGCCCCGGCCCUAGGCGGUGGCAGGGAGGUGAGAAAAGGGAGGAGGACCCACCCCGGGGCCCCAGGAAAGGCCAGAGGCCAGAAGCCAGAAAGGACAGGGGCACCCCAGCCGCAGGGGGGCCCUGCAGCCCAUCAGGGAGCCCCGAUGCUGGAGAGGCCGCUGUGGAGCAUGGCCUCGAGCACACUGACAGCCCCUGGGCACCGCCCAACCAUCGUCCUCAGCUUCCUGCCAACAGCAAGGGCCCAGAGGAGGACCAGCUGCCCUCGGACUUCCCCCAGGAGGCCCAGGGGCCUGCAGCAGCCCAAGAAUCAGCCCCCGAGGCCACCGGACUCAGAGACGGGCCCAGUCUUUCUCCAGCCAUCUGUGAGGGAGAAGGUGCCAGGCCACCAGCCCCAGAACCAACACAGCCUGGCAGACCCUGGCCACCAGGAAGCCAAGCCCGCGAGCGGUCCAGCCAGAGCACUGCCGCCCCAGGCCCCGGGGACUGUCCUGCUGACCGUCCAGGAGGGCUUCCGAGGCCUGUCUCCGCCCACCCUGAACCCCACGUCCUGCUUGUUCAGAACGUUGAUGCAGGUUGUGACCCUGCUGGCCCUGACAGGGACUCCGUGGGGGGCCCCCCUGCCGGAAAGGAGCCCCACCCCAGCAGCAGCGCAUCCACUGAACUGCUCCUCCGACCCAGAGACCUCGAGGGCUGUCUCCCUGGAGGCCUGUGCUCCAGGCCCUCGGCUGCCCACACCCAGGGGGCCAGUCGCGGCCACCUCGGCCCAGACAGCGUGGAUACCCUGGAGCCGAGACCUCUCCAACAUUCACCUGACGCCACUGACACCCCCCCGGGGAGCGCCCCCUCGCUGCUGACCUUGGAGUCCACAUCCCUCUUUGCGGGGCUGCCCGAGGAGGGGUUCGAUCCACCACUGGGCCACGGCCGGUCUGCAGACGGGGAUGCCCACACACCCAUGGCACCAGCCGGCACCCCCCCAAGGAAACCUCUGAUGGACCCUCUCUGCCCACCCUUCUUGCUGUUGGAGGAAGAGGUGCCAAUGCUGCCCAGCCAGUUUCCUGGCCUCUCAGGGGGAAUGACCCUGGGUAAGAAGUGUCCCCACGAGGCGCCCGUGCCCCCUGUGCCUGGGAAGGGAAGUGAGUGCAGCCUGGGCAGUCUGUCCGAGGAGGAACUGGAAAUCAAAAGACUGGUCAGCGAGUUGGAAAGCCAGCUGCAGAGGACGGGGGACACCCAGGGCGCCCCAGGGGGGCCUGGCGAAGUGCCACUUGCCAACAGUGUGUGCCCCGGCCCAGGCCCAGAGCCAGCCUCGACCCCCGGGGACACAGUCUCAGCACUGGACCUCAUGGGCCUUGGGGAAUCUAAUGUCCACCAGGAAGCUGUAGAGACAGGCCCAGCUGCGGAGGAUGGGGCUCGCGGGGGCUUCCAGGGAGAGUGGCCCUGUCCAGCCCCCAGCCACCCAGGGCAAGCAGUGCCUCCCCCCAGCACCCACGAAGACCCAGGUUCUGGUGCUGCUCUUGGGCCCCCAGGGGGCAGCCUCAGUUCCCAGGCAGAGCAGAUGGCCAGAGUCUCAGAGAAGGAAGGAGAUGGCCGAGACCUCAGUGGGCAGCUGGAGGCCAUGCAGUCGGCCAGGCGCAGCCCAAACCAGGCACUUCUGUUUCCUAAUGAGACCGUCAGGACACAGGGGACGGAGGACACCCCUCUGUGGCUUCCCUGUGAACAGAGUGGAGGGCGCUCCCCAGAGCCCCCUGAGGCAGGGGGGUGCAGCCAAGGUCCCCCCGCAUGGGCACGCGGCCACCCUAGCAUCUAUCUGGUUCCCGACCUCGCGACUCAGGCAGAUGGGGAUCUGCCUCCAGGUGCCUGUCACCGUGUCAUCCCCGAGGAACACUCUGGGGGCAGAGCAGGAGGACCCAAAGUGGCUGGGCCCCUCUUCCCCAUGACAGAGGGGCCUGGCUUUGAGGGCAAGGGGGCUGCCCCAGCACCUCGGGGCAGGGAGCCUCGGGACCCCCACACACCAAGCCCUGGCUGGGGGCCCCAGGCCCCGGCCUCCCUCGGCUUACGGCCACUCCAGGUCCUGGAGGCCGGAGCCGGGAGCAAUGACAGCGACCAGGGCUCACGGCGGGUGCUGCUUGCUGCGGCCCAAGGUCCUCCACACAGAGCCCCCCCAGGCCCAGGAGGGCCCGGUGGGGAAAGCGGCUCCCCAGGGUGCAAGCAGGCAACAGCUGACCCUGCAGCCACUGGACCUCAGCGGGCGCCCCAGGCCGAAGGACACCUGGGCCCACCUGGCCAAGCUGAGAAGCCGGCGGGCUGUGGAGAGGCCAGCUCGCUUCAGCCAGUUAGCUGGAGGGAACCAGGGGGCCCAGGUAGCCUGGCCAGGUCCAGUGCCCACCCUGCAAACCCCCUGGCCAGGCCGGCCAGGGGCACCCCUGAGCCUGAGGAAAGCCAGGCGCCCUUGGGCCUGGGGACGCAGGCGCCACCCACUCCAGGCCCCUCGUCCUCCAGUGGGACUCGCUCACCACCAGCCCCGAUGGCAGCCCACACCCAGGGCCCUGAGGACAGAGGUCCAGGCAAGGUGUCCAGCUCAGGCCUGGACCCGCAGCUGCUGUUCAACAGGGAGAGCCCUGCACCCCACGCUGGGGACCUGGGCACCCAUGACGCCGCGUCCAUUGCCAUGGCCACCCUAGCUCCCUGCAGUCUCGAGCCCCUGCCCGGGGAAGAGCCUCCCUCCAGGCCCUCCAGUGGCCCAGAGGACCCAGGCCAGACCCCAGGGCUGCUCCCAGCACCUACCUCCUGUGCCCAGGGCCAGGUGGGAGGGGCCAGCGGUGUGCAAGCCCCCCCAGGGGCCAGGGCCAGGGAGGCCCCGGCAGCUCUUCCAUCUUUGACCACAAGCCCUUGUGGCCCCAAGGAGAUCCCGCCUGGCUGCCCGCUCCUGAGGGCCGGGAGCCCCCAGGACCCUCCCUGCUGCCGGCCUGAGCUCAGUGCUGCCCUAACCCCCACCUGCAAGGACUAUGGCGCUGAAGUCGGCCCGCGGAGAGCUCCAGAGGGUUCCCAGACAGAGGGACUGGGAAGGCCUCCUGCCCACCACCGCCUUGCACCCCCCGCGGGGGCCAUCUCCCCGGCAGUGACCACCCAGGCUGCUGGCCCGUCCAGCAUCCCCACUGAAGAUGGCACCGAGAUGGGCAGAGGGCUCUGGGCGUCAGACCCCCACCUGAGCGGAGCCACUGACACCAGCCCCUGCAGUGUGUCCGAGGGUCCCUCCUCAGAGCCCCCAGGCAACACCCCCCUCCUUGGCCACGGGGAAGGGGAGAGCCCCUUGGCUGUGCCCACCCCACCAGGGGCCACCGAGCCAAACCCUCAUGCCUACCUGGGAGGUGAGACAGGGGCUGGCCGAGAGGGAGAGGGGGACCCAGGGACACCUGGGGCCAGGCACCCGGGCCUGAGAAGAGCUCCCAGAGCCGACCCCAGUGGCCCAGCGCGGCGCCCGUCCCCCGCGGGGCUCUGCCAGGCCCAAGCGGCCUCUUCCAGCAGCGCAGCCUGUGACCUCAGGUCUGGUUCCCCGCCGAGCAGCGUCCCCCACCUGACACCCCAGAAGGACCCCAAACAGAGGGGCUUCCGAAAGAACCCAGAGCCCACAGAGACAGGCCACCAGGAGAGCCACGCCCCAGCCAGGCCCGGGCUCCCUGUGACCUGUGAGACCUGCUCGGCCUCCUUCCGCUCCAGGCCAGGUCUGAACAGGCACAGGGCCAGGAAGCACCCGCCACGCAAGCCCGCCACCUGCCAGCCCAGCCCUGGGGCACGCCGGGGCCCCAGGAAGAGGAGCCACAAGGGGCCUGGGGGUGACCCACCAAGUCCCUCAGUCAGGAGCCCUGGCCGCACCCCUGGGCCCUCCCCCAUCCAGGGCUCCACAGUGCCUGAGGACACCCUGGGUCCCGAGACGCUGGAGGAAGCCAGGAGGAGCCCUGGCGAGCCCAGGACCCCAGGUUCUCCCUGUGACCCGCUCCCACACCCCCCAGGCCCCGUGGGGCAGGGGGAGGGUGUGAGGGCUCCAGCCCCAAAGCCCGGAAGGCCAGGCCCCCCGGAGGUGGACCAGCUCCCUCCCCAGCAGACAGAGAACAGAGAAGACCAGAGGCGACCUGCAGAGCCCCGGGGCUCCCCCAAGCCACAGGGGAAAGGGAACAGGAAGGUGGGAAAGCGGGGGACUGGGGGAGCCUCCGCAGGCGCGGGUCCAGGUGGGUGCAGCGCCAGCCCAGUGGUGGCAGCCGCCAACCACGCAGCCCUUCCGAGCUGUUGCCUCUCACGGGAGGGAGCGUGUGAGGCCAGUGUGGGGCAGUGGCUUCGCCCGGCCACUCUGGGGCCUGAGGUCCUAGAGGACAAGGCAGACACAGGCUUGGGGGUUCUGAGUGCAGAGAUGGCACCCAAGUCACCCAGAGACCAGCAGCUCCUUCCGGGGAAGAUGGAGGCAGGGACAGAAGGGGUGCUGCCUGGGGAACUGCCAGCAGGGUGGAGGGGAGCCUCAGCAAGGCGGUGCCGGGGACCCAGAGACAUCAGAGAGCCCGGGAGCCAGCCUGCAGAGGCCAGCAGAGGGGCCAGGGGCCGGUCAGGCAAGCGCACAGGGGAGGGGGCACCAGACCCUCCAAAGGCAUCCGAUUCUGUAGUGGGCAAGACCAUCCGCAGCGGCCCUCGGAGCCGCCCAGGAGCCCGGGCUGAGGGGCAGGGGCCUCAGGGCACCGUCCCUGCUGCCCGGGGCCCGGGGCCCGUGGACCCUCCGAGCUCGCUUGAUGACGACGUGUCCUUUGCCCAGCUCUUCCCUUUGGGUGGUCGCUUCACUCAAGAGAAGAAUCCCCGGGUCUACGGGAAGGGGUGCCAGAGGCCUCCGCGCCCGCCACCCACAGAGCCCCGCAGCCAGGGGGGCGACCUGCUGCACCCCACCCACCUGCCCCCAGACCUCAGCGACCCGGGCGCCCUCUGCCUCUCCCUGCAGGACCCUUGGGAGGAUGAGGCCGUGGUGCUGCCCGAGCCCUUCCUCCUGGAUGGGCUCCUGGGCAGCGAGGUACCCAGCCUCGACCCCUGGGCCCCCAGCCUCAGCCUGUGGGCCCCGGAGCCCCACAGGGAAGCGGGCCCCGGGGAAGAGGCCCCGUCCGGCUGCACAGAAGACGCGGAGUUGGAGGCCAUCCCCAAACUGCACAUGGUCCCAGCGGCAUGGCGAGGCCUGAGCCUGCGGGCCCCCAACGAUGGGACUCCUCCUCUGGGAGCCGAGAGCCCAGAGCCCCCCGACCUGGAGAGAGAGCGCUACGAUGACGGGCUUCCUGGGAGUGCCAGUCUACUGCCGCGUCACGCCCAGGACCUGGACAUGCUCGGUGCCAAGCUGGAGGUGCAAGACCUGUGCUUCCUGGGCCCCCGCAGCGACCUCGCCGGCCUGCUCAGCUCCAGCCUCUUGGAUUCUAGGGCUGCAGCAGACCCACAGGGGCCAGGGAGCCAAGGGGCCCCGGGGGCGGCCAGGCCAGCUCAGGCUGGAGGCCGGGAGCUGCCCGCUCGGGGCAGGAGGGCCUCUUACAAGUGCAGGGUGUGCUUCCAGCGCCUCUGCAGCCUGGGCGAGCUGGACGUGCACAAGCUGGCGCACAGCCCCUCGCCGCCCCCCACCUGCUACUUGUGCGUGGAGCGCAGGUUCUGCUCGCGGCAGCGGCUGCGGGAGCACCUCCAGGAGAGGCACCUGCAGGGCAGAGUGGGGCCCUGGGCCUGUGGCCUGUGCCUCAAGGAGGUGGCCGACGUCUGGAUGUACAACCAGCACCUGCGGGAGCACGCCGCCCGCUUCGCCCGCAGGGGGCAGGCGCAGCAGCCCUGGGGGGGCCUGCCCCGCGACUUGGCGCCUGAGAGCACCCACACACACCUCCUGGACACCGUCAUGGAGCCGGUCAGACCCCGCAGCAGCAGGCCCACAGGGGACAGAGCAAGUGGGAGCCCCAGGGAGACGUCAGAGGGGGGACGGGAAGCUGAGGAGGAGACCGCUAGGGAGCAGGUCAGGCCAGCCAGCGGCAGCAGCCCAGCAGCUCCGACCGGCAGCUCCGCCACCCACUCUGCCAAGACGUCUCCCAGCCUGGCCCCUGACCCUUGGCCCCAAAGGGAACGGCUCCUGCCAGCUGUCCCCAUGCACGCAGCCUGCAGGGACCCCUCCAGAGACUGCCACCACUGCGGGAAGCGGUUCCCCAAGCCCUUCAAGCUGCAGCGCCACCUGGCGGUGCACAGCCCGCAGCGCGUCUACCUCUGCCCCCGGUGCCCGGGCGUCUACCCGGAGCUCUGCGAGCUGCGGGCGCACCUGGGUGGGGUGCACGGGCUGCAGGAGGAGCGGGAGCUGCCCCACACGCCACUGUACGCCUGCGAGCUCUGCGCCAACGUCAUGCACGUCAUCAGGAGGUCCUUUGUCUGCAGCUCCUGCAACUACACCUUUGCCAAGAAGGAGCAGUUCGACCGACACAUGGAGAAGCACCUGAGGGGCAGCCAGCAGCCCUUGGCGCUCCGCCGUGUGCGACGGCCAGCGACCCCCAGGCAGAAGGCCCUGGCCCUCGAGGGCGUGCUGCCCAGCAAAAGGCGAAAGGUGGUUGUGCCCAGCAGCCCCCCAGGGCUGGGUGUGGCUGUGACCGGGCCUCUGUCCGGGCCUUUGUCCCUAGGCAGCCCUACCCUGAGCCCUCCUGCCCUGCCCCAGCUCUGCCCAGAGUCGGCUCCCAGCACCACCAAGAGCUGGCCCCACCCACCCAGCCCCGCGGCCAGGGAAGACCAGCGGCCACCACACAGUCAGGAGCUCCCACCCCCGGCUCUGUCACCGCUCCCCACGGCCUUGGCUGGUGGCAGCUGUGACCAGGGACCGGACCCAACCCUAGAGAGGCCUGAAGACACGGCUUGGCCAGGCGAGCAGCAGCCUCCCCGGGAGGAAAAGAGGCCUCCCGCCCCGUUCUCAGGGGGACACAGGAGCCCGGGUGUCCGCAGCAGAUGCGCGUCUGAUGGCUCCUCAGAAGACCGCUUCCCGCUCCAAAAAAAGAAGCAGGUGUCCACACCCCAUGUGGCACCCGAGAGGGGUACAAGGGGUCCUUCCCACAAGGGUGGUGCCACCAAGCCCCCAAAGCAAGGAGCAGCAGCGUCCACUCCCAGCCAUGCACCCAAGCCCCUGGGGCCACUCAGGAAGCCCGUGGGGAGAGGGAGCCCGGCACCCCGAGAGCAGGCCCAGAGCACUGAGGAUAGGGUGAAGCCCACCUCCCCCAAGGCCAAGCCAAGAGCCAGCUCCCAGGGCAACAGGUGCCCGUGGCCUGGCACCCAGACAGGAGGCGGCAGCCAGCCCCAACCAGCCAGUGGGCGGCUCCAAAGCGAGACAGCCAGCACCCCGGCCAGGCCCCUACACCCUGGCCCAAACCCCGCCUCAGCUAAGUCCCCAUCUCGAACCCAGGCCAGGGGCUGCACCAAGGGCCCGAGAGAGGCUGGAGUCCAGGGGCCCCGCGGUUCCCCCAGCCCCAGGGAGACGGGCAGGGAGAAGAGGAGGAAGAGCCAGGCCCUGGAGCCGGCCAAGCGUGAAGGCGUGGGGGGCUCCGGCAGAGCCCCUGUGGCCCCCGACAAGCCCCUCCGGACCCCCCGAAAACAGCCUGCUCCCAGCCGCGUGCCCCCCACCAAGCCCAGACCCAGUAGCCAGCACGGGAAGAUGAGGCCACCACCCUCAGAGCAGCGGGAGGCACACAGCCGUGCCCACAGGGGGGAGGCACUGAGCAAGCACAGUCCCCAAGCCAGACUCCUGCUCAGGGCCCCCAAGAGGGGUAGAGCUGUCCACAGUGCCGAGGCCCCCAGACUCCGAGACCACCGCACUGCGGAGUCCCAGAGUAACCUCCUCAACCAGCUCUUUGGCCAGAGACUGACCAGCUUCAAGAUCCCUUUAAAGAAGUUCACUUCGGAGUAACCGGAGUUCUGGCGGCUGUGGGGCGCCUGGCACGCGGGUUCUGCGCCACUCUCCUUCAGUGUAGCUGAAAGUCGGGGCACCUGCCUGCCCCAGCCUGCAGGAGCUGGGCAGUGCUCCGCGCAGGCUGCCGGGCACAGCAGCCCCUCUCUCGCCGGAGCACAGGGGAGAGGGAUGGGCAGCUGCAGCCCCUUUGAGACCACACUGCUGCCUCCUUGGUACCCAGUACUUGAAGAGCAAGUAGACCGUGCCCUCCCCAGCCCUGUGUGCCCUCUGGGCCAGGCGCCACGGGCCGUGGAAUGCACUGGGACCCCAUCACCCAGGGGAAGUAAGCUGGGGCCGGCGCCCCUCUGAGUCUUGCUGCUUGCUGCCGCUGCUGGAAUCCCUGGGGCAGGGCAUUCCACACGGGCCAUUUCUGAGCCACCUGGUCCCCAACAGCACAACAGGCCUCCUCCCUGUGACCACACUGUGGAGGCUCCCGCUGCACCUGGCUCCUGGGGGCCGACCAGGCUCCCACGGGUUCCUGCAGAAGGCCUUGCCGGGGGCUCCACCAGGCGAGGCCCGCCCACGCAGACCCUCCGCUCGGUCCCGGGGACUCUGCGCUGAGGUUUCUGGUGCUACUUUCGUGUUGUAAUGUGAAUACAGCUGCCUUGACUUAAUCUGGACCAGGGGUUGGGCAGGACUCCGGGUCAGGGAGGCUGAGGACGCCCGGCUGAGUCUCACUGGCCUCCAGCCAGGCUCCAGCCUGAAGUCCCCGCAGCGAGGGACACCUUCAGGGCCUCGGGGGCGAGAGCGUCCGCCGGGCACUGACUGCCCCCACAGGUGCGGUCCUGGGAGAGCAGGGAGGCUCCUGCCCCCUGGGGCUCAGGCUCGAGGCUGCUGUCCUGUGGCUCUUAGCUUGGUGCCAUGUGUGUCAAAGGUUUUAUUUUGACAUCUCCAAAGAGACGAAAUCAGCCUCUCUAGAAGGUACUGUGGGCCUCAGAGAGCAUCUCGUGUGGACGGAGACGGAGACUCUGAAGCCAUACUGUAAAAAUCACAGCUAACUCAUCUUCUCAAAUAUAUUCCCACUAUUUUCGCAGAAAA
Molecule: messenger RNA, 12854 nt
Organism: Ictidomys tridecemlineatus (thirteen-lined ground squirrel)
Lineage: Eukaryota; Metazoa; Chordata; Mammalia; Rodentia; Sciuridae
Source: RefSeq, a predicted model, not a curated record